Molecule: messenger RNA, 1356 nt
Organism: Aureococcus anophagefferens
Lineage: Eukaryota; Pelagophyceae; Pelagomonadales; Pelagomonadaceae
Exons: 1
Coding region: 82-1356 (424 amino acids)
Molecular function (GO): protein binding
Source: RefSeq, a predicted model, not a curated record
CACAGCCUUUGCGUUAUUGAGGGCGCUCCGGGAGCCCGGCCGACGCGCUAGACUCGGCGCGGGCGUCGCCCCGGCGCGACCAUGGCCAAGGGCAAGGGCAAGAAGGGCAAGGGCAAGGGCAAGGGCCCCGUGGGCCCCGAGGUCGUGACGACGCGGACGAUCAUCCGCGAGCGCGAGCGCUGCAUGUGCCCGCGCCUCGGCGACGCCGCCGUGCGCAGCGAGCGCGCCGACGCCAUCCGCCUCGAGUGCGUCUUCUUCAAGAUCCGGCGCGCCGUCGUCCAGGGCAAGGAGACGCUGGACCUGAGCCGGAGCAACCUGGGCUUCGUGCCCGAGGAGCUGCGGACCGUGCCCGAGCUGCGGAAGCUCACGGAGCUCGACCUGAGCCGGAACCAGCUCUUCGGCAGCGACCACGUCUUCUCCAUGAUCGAGGAGCUCAACGUGCUCCGGAAGCUCAACCUGAGCGACAACUUCUUCAACGGGCCCCUGUCGGAGAGAUGUACGAAGAUGGUCGCGCUCGAGGACCUGGCGCUGGACGGGAACCAGCUCACGGAGCUCCCGGAGAACGUCGGCGACUGGAAGCUCAUGAAGCGCUUCUCCGCGGCGAAGAACGAGCUCAAGGCGCUGCCCGAGAGCAGCGCGGCGUGGACGGGGCUCACGUACCUCAACCUCCGGAACAACAAGCUCGCGGCGCUGCCCGGCCCGGCCAUGCGCCACUGGACGGAGUGCGAGACGCUCUACCUGGGCACGAACGAGAUCGCCGUGCUCCCCGACGAGGUGUCGUUCCUCACGAAGCUCCGCGAGCUCGACGUCCGCACGAACCACCUGAGCCACGUGCCCCCGGCGCUGUCGGCCUGCCGCGAGCUCAAGAAGCUCCACCUCGGCAACAACCGCAUCGCCGACGUGCCCGCCGAGGUGCUGGCCCACCUCACGGAGGUCGAGGAGCUCCACCUCUACAAGAACAAGCUCGACGCGCUCCCGGAGCAGAUCGGCUCGCUGACCAAGUGCACGCGGCUCACGCUGUCGUCGAACAACUUGCGGACGCUGCCGGACGCCAUCGCGUCCUGCCAGUCCCUGAGCGAGCUCUACAUCAACAACUGCGGCAAGUUCGCGAACCUCCCGAGCAGCAGCGGCGACCUCGUGAACCUGCAGGAGCUCCAGGCGAAGAAGUGCCCGGGCCUCAAGUCGCUGCCGAACACGGCCGUCGCCUGGGCGAACCUCCGCGAGCUCGACCUCCGCGCGGCGAAGAAGCAGGUCUGCAAGCUCCCGCCGGAGCUCAUCGCCACGCUCGACGCGCAGCACUGCAAAAUCCGCGGCGGCGUCCAGAAGAAGGGGGGCAAGAAGGGGAAGAAAAAGUAG